AACCUUCUGACUGCUGACCGUACUUUUCCCGAUCUUUCCUGCCCACUCUUCCCUCUUUACCGCUCAGCCUCCCUACCACCAGCUCCACUUCAUAGGACUGCUCGAGCUAAACUAGCCUUUGAUAUUCAAGCAGUUGAGAUUUUUUACCUCCAACUGUAUUCAGAUGUCAACUGCCAUGGUUACACAGCUUGGGAUCCCGUGGAAAAAGCGAUCAUCAUUGCAUUCCUUAUUGUUCCAUUCUUUGACAAUGGUCAUCUAUUCAAAUACUUCCAUGAUGCAUUCUUCUUCCUUUGGAAUGGAGGACUCGAGCAACAAGUCCGCACACUCAAGUACCAGUACCCUAAUUAUAAGUUCUAUGUAACUGGUCACUCGCUAGGUGCAUCAAUCGCAUCUAUAUGUGCGUCAUAUCUGGUUAAAUUUAAUAUGACGACACCGGAGAAUCUUCGACUGGUCACAUUUGGCCAGCCUCGAACUGGUGACUACGACUUCGCAGCAUGGCAUGAAGCUACGUUCCCGUAUGCCUAUCGCAUUGUUCACCAUCGCGAUCCCGUGCCACACAUUCCACCCAUGAUCGGAGCUGAUCAAGUGUUUCAUCAUCGAUACGAAGUUUGGUACAAUAAUGAUAUGGCCGUUGGACAGCCAUACACAAUCUGUAAGGAAUCGGAUGGUGAUUACUGCAGUAAUACAGUGAUCAGUACAGAAGGCUCGGAUCAUGAUUCGUACUACAAUCGGGAUCUUGGUCGUUGGGCAUCUCAAGGUUGCCCACCAUGA
Haemonchus placei is the source of this 771-nucleotide messenger RNA. Lineage: Eukaryota; Metazoa; Nematoda; Chromadorea; Rhabditida; Trichostrongylidae. The record is from the annotation of a GenBank genome assembly.